Messenger RNA from Pseudogymnoascus destructans, 1221 nucleotides. RefSeq lists its product as uncharacterized. The transcript has a single exon. The record is from RefSeq and is a predicted model, not a curated record. Bases 205 to 1221 code for a protein of 338 amino acids. Lineage: Eukaryota; Fungi; Ascomycota; Leotiomycetes; Thelebolales; Thelebolaceae.
CCCGUAUCCUCACUCUUCAAAUCCCUAUACUUAGUCGCCCCCUUCUUCCCCAACUUCGUCAUAUCCCUCAUCUGCAGCGCCUGCGGCAGCAGCUCGCGAUUCACCACAUCAUCCGCCAUGCGCGCGCCCAUGAGGUCGCGGCGGUCGAGGCCGGCUUCUUUAGCGUCUUCUUGGAAGAAGGCGCCUUUGUGGUAGUACUUCUGCAUGAACCCCAUUUUGCCCUUGCCUUCGCGCUCUUCGACUUGUUUAGCGAUAUGCGCGUCGUCUUCAGCUUUCCUCUCCUCCGCACUCAAAUUCCUCCUCCUCUCCACCUCCUCAAGUUCCUUCUCCCUCUCCUCAAUCGCCACCCUCUCCCUCUUAAUCCUCAUCAACUCCCUCAACUUCCAAGCCGCAUGCUCAGCUUCAGGGUCGAGGCCGUCAGUAUCGUCAAUUUCGUCUUCAGCCUCCUCAUCAUCAUCCCAAUUCUUCUUCCCCGCCUCCCUCGCCGCAACAUCCUUCCUUAUCUGCUCCUCCACAAUCUCAUCCGCCGCCUUCUUCCUCCUCUCCUCCUCCUCCGCGAUUCUCUCCUCAUCCGGUCUCGUAUCCUCUUCUUUCCUAAGCCCGCGUUUAUCCUUCUUCACGAACAUCGGUCGCAUCAUCACCCUCCUCGGCGCCUCCUCCUCGCUGCUUUCUUCUCCACUCCCGCUCUCCUCCUCACUCCCCUCCUCCUCCUCCUCCUCGCCUGCUUCUUCGCUUUCGGUAACGAACCCCUCCUCCUCCGCUUUCCUCGCCAGCCGUUCAUCUUCUACCCUUCGUUCCUCUUUCUCCCUCGCCUCGCCGCGGCGCUCGUUGAGGUCAACUUUCUUGAGGUCACUCGAUAUCCCCCCCGCGCCCGUGAAUUUCGGCGCUGGUCCACUCGGUAUCUUCUGUUCCUGCUGCUGCUGCUGCUGCUGCUGCUCUUCUUCUUCCACUUCAGAAUCAGAACUCUCCACCUCCUCCACCACCUUUCCCGGCCUAUACCGCGGCGCCUUGGCCGGGUUGGCUGUCAUUCGCGACGACAUUGUCGUUUCUCGCCUCUCAAAUUAUCCAAAUAUCGCUGUACUUCCUGGCAGUUGCGCGGUAGCGUUCGCACCACUCGAUCAAUCGGUCGGAUUGGAUCGUCGCUUCAGUUGUGUUGUUGAUUUGCGAUUUUGCCUUGUUGACCAAGGCCGUGGGAGGCGCGCCAGAGGCUACAGUCAAUAA